Paramecium sonneborni is the source of this 6225-nucleotide messenger RNA. The record is from the annotation of a GenBank genome assembly. NCBI's taxonomy places the organism in Eukaryota, Ciliophora, Oligohymenophorea, Peniculida, Parameciidae.
AUGGGAAACUUCUGCAUAGAUGUUUGUAACAACAUAAAUAAUACUUUAAGAGGGGCUACUUCAGCAGGAGAAAGUAAAGGAACUAAGUAAGGUGGUAAAAAAGGAAAAUUUGUUGAUUUUAAUAUUGGUGCUUCUACAAUAUCAAAAGAAGAAUUUAAAUAAGCAGCAAAGAAAAAAAAAGAAGAGUAGAGAAAGUUAGAAUUAAUAGAUAAAAUGUAAGAGUAAGAAAUUGAAAGGAAAUUGAAAUAGGAACUUGAAAAAAUAUAAAGAAGAUAGAUGGAGAAAAGAUAUCUAAGAAAGGACUUUAAAUAUUUUGAUGAAACUACAUAAUAAAGAAUAUAUAAUUUUAGUUUAUUAGAUAAAGAUGAAUUACUUUAAUAAAUUAUGGGUUAUAGUACUUUAAGAAUGCUUAAUGAAAAGUAAUGUGAACCUUUAGCAUAUUUUCCACUUAAAAAUUCUGAUGAAUUAUUAUGGGAAGAUCACUCUGAAUAUUUGUAAAACAUAGUACUUGAUGAAAUUAUAUAAUUAGAUGAAUCUGAAAGUUAUAAAUCGAUGUUAUGGACAGGUAAAAGACUUUCUAAUUUAAAAUAAAAAUAUUUAGUUGAAAUAACUUAAAUUAAGAAAUAUGAAUAUCUUUAAUAAUUUGAAGAGAAUUUCUAUUUCAAUAAAUCAAUAUAAUCAUUAUUGUCAUUAACAAAAUAAGACACUAUUUCAUCUGAUAUUUAUAAUGUUUCAUAUCAACAGUAAUGGUUUCUCUUAAAUUAUUCAAAUAUAUUUUUAAGAGUUACAGAUAUGCCAAUAGCAACAUUGAGAGAAGUAAUAAAAAUUAGAGCUUCAUUACCUAAAACGGAAGGUGCUUAUAAAGAAUAAGAAAUUUUGGGAUUCUUAAUUCUUAUGAUGAGAGCUCUAAGAGAUGCAAAAUCAAUUUAUAUUAAUCAUGGGAAUGUUAAUGAUGAAAAUAUUUAUUUAAGUGGAGAUGGUUAAUAUAAAAUUAAAGGUUUCAAUGAAUUAAGAAUAACUAGUUAUGUUGUUAAAAAACCUAUUAGUUAAACUUUAAUUAAAAAGUCAUCUAGAAUAUAUUCUGGUCAUCAUAGUGAAGUUGAAAGUGAAGAAUUAUUGGCAGAUUAAGAUGAUGAUAGUAAAUUAGAAGAUGAAGCAGAUAAAUAUGAAAUAUGUUGUACUCAUUCAUAUUUAUAAUACUAUAUCAAAUAAGUCAAACCUAGACAUCUAAUCUUUUUUAAUGAAACUAUAAGACCUGUUAUUGAAAAAGGAUUAUUUUUAUAUUGGAAUAAAAAUAUUGAUAAAAUGAGUCAAGAAGCUAAAAAUGAAAGACUUGUCAGAAAUACUGAAGAUAUUAUAUUAAAUUCUUUAAUUAUGCAAUAAAAUUUUUAUAGUUUAGCAAUUAUUGCUAUUCAAAUGAUUAGUUUAGGAAAAUUUGAACAAUGGUGUUAAAUUAAAUCUAAAACUUCACAUCAUUCUAAUUAAAGUAACAAAAAUGAUAUCAGUUAAGCAGCCAAAUAUAUUAAAUCUUUUAGUGGAUUACAUACUGAUGAAUCUUAUCUUAAUUAAAGAGUUAAGACUUUAGAAGAAUUUAAAGAGUAUUAAGCUAAAAAUUAUAUAGAAAUAAUGUCAUUCUUAGCAUAAUAUUAAUUAAUUAACAAUAAAUAAUAAAAUUAUUAGAUUGUAAUAUUAUAUUUAUAAGAUAUGCUUAAACCAAAUUGUGAUUGGAAAAGAAUUAUGGAUUAAUUAUAAGAAGAAGAAUUUGAUCCUCCAAAUGAUAUUAUUUUCUUUUAAAAACCUAAUCUAUCAAAUGAACCAAUUAGUAAAUCAAAAAAUGAGAAAAUUUCGACUUAAUAAUCAGAUAAGAAGAAAUCUGAAAAAUAAAUUAAUGUUGUUUAAUAAGAAAAACCUUUAGCUGAUCAACCAUAAACAGAAUUAUCUGCAAUUGUAGAUUAUGAAUCAAAUAAAGGAGGUCUUUUAAUAAGAGCAUUUAAUGUUUCUGAUUAAUUUUAUGAUUUAAGAAAGUAUUUUUAUUAAGUCUAAGGAUAUAUGCUUAUAAGAAAUACUAGAAUUGGAUAAGAAGCUGCUAAAUAUAUCAUAAAAACAAUAGCUUCAUUAUAACUUAAUGAUCAUAAUAAAUUAGCUCAUUAUAAAAUUAGUAAUGCUAGUGAAAUCUUUUUUUCAAAAACUGAAUAUGUAUUUCUAAAAUUCUGUCUAGGUUUUUGUUAUAUGUAAAAUAGAGAAUUAGAGUUAGCAUAUACAACAUUUACUUCACUUGAAUCAGAUAUUUAGAAUGCUGAUCCUAAGACUUUGAAAAAGAUCAACUAAUCUAAUAUUAAAUUUUAUUAAGGACUAAUUACUUUUAUAUCAGGAGAAGGUGAAGAUGCUUUAUAGUUAUUUAAUAGAGUACUUUAAAUCUCUAAAAAUAAUCUUAAAGAAAUAAAUGAAAAAGCUUAUUAUCAAUUUAUACAUUAUUAUUUUCUAUUGCAACUUGAUUAAGAUGGAUAUUUUGAGGCAUUUAAAUAUAUAUAAUAAUUAAAUGAAUAUCAUGAAUAAUAAUGUUAAAAGUAUGAUUACAUAAGUAAAAGUUUAAUCUUAUCAUGUUAUAAUAGAGGAAAGGCAUAUUAUGAAGUAAGUUAAUUUGAAUUGAGUAAAUAUUACUUUGAUAUAUCUCUUAAAUUGAUAUCAAAUAUAACACGAUCAGGAAGUGAAAUGGAUUCUCUUAGACUAUUAAAUUUAGGUUAUUUGAGUUAUUUAAAUUUCUUAACAAAUGAUAUGGAGAAUAUGAAGUCUAAUUUAUAAAAAGCUAUGAGUAUUAUGUAAGAAGCUUUAAGUAGUUUUCAUUGUUUGGAAACAGUAGUUUUAUUUUUUAAUUUUUUUGGAUUCUUAUUAAAAUCACUUUAUACAGAUUUAGAAGAUAUGUAAUAAUAAGUUGAAUUAUUUUAAUUAACAAUUGAUAAUAAUAAAAGAGUUAAAAUAGAUUAAUUCUUUAAGAAAUUUGUAUUUGGUAAGAUGUUUUAUUAUGCAGGUGAUAUAAAAAAAGCUUAAGAAUUAUUUUUAGAUGCAGUUCAAUUAUAACAAUAUUAGAUUGCUGAUGAAUUAAGAAUUAAAUAAACAUAAAAUAUUUCUGUUCAUCAAUUAAAAGAGUUUUAACAAUUAAAAGUAUAAAUGCUAAAGGAUUAUUAAGAAUAAUAAAAAAAAUUUAAAACAACUUUACCUCCUCCACAGAGAGAUAAUUUAACUGUAAGAUUAUUAAUGGAAGUAUAUGAUUGGUUGGGUUACAUAUAUAUAAAAUAGAAAGAAGAAAAAAAAGCAAUGUUAUGUUAUAAUUUAUAUUAAUAAUAUAUGUAUAAUUUAUUUAGAUUUGAAUAAACAUUAAUAGAUGAAUAUACAAUGAGAUGGGCAAAAAUUUAAUUUUAUUUAUAAAAAUAUGAUGAAAGUUUAAAAUUAUUUUCUUAAUUAGCCUGUGAUCUUAGAAAAUAAAAAGUGGAUGAAGAUUUAUAUUUCGAAUAUUAAUAAAUUCAAAGUGAUAUCAGUAGAUGGAUGGGAUUGCUCUAUCUUUUAUAAAAUAAAGAUGCUUCAGCUAAAGUUGCUGUUGAACGUUCCAAAGAAGAAUUAAUGAAGCUUUAUAAAUAACAAUAAGUUAAUGAAAUUUCUAAAACAUAAACUAAUAAUAGUAGAAUAGGUACUUAAUUAAGUGAUCCAAAAUUAUUAUCAUAAGAAAGAGAAGAACAAGUAGGAUAUUCAUAAUUUUAAGUUUCAAAUAGGGUUGAAUAUGUAGGAACAUCAAUGAUUCAUCUCUAAUUGUAAAAAAGAAAUUAAAAGGAAUAAAAUUAUUUUAAAUUACAAUAAGCACCAAUACUUGUAUUAUUAGUAUAAAAUUAUAUGCGUGUUAUUUGGGAUUGUAUUUCAUUAAAUUUAAAAAAAUUAUCUAUUAGUUAUGUAGAGGAAUUUUUAAGUUUUAUUGAGAAGGAUAAAUAUUUAAAUACUAAUAUUUUUGAGAAUGUAUUAAAAAGCUCUAUUAGAUCAGAUGUUUAUUUUUUGGUUGGAUAUAUAUAUGGAUAGAGAGGAUAACAUGAAGAAACAUUUAUAUUUUUUAAAAGAUCAUUUAUAAUUAUUAAAGAGUUGUAUGACAAUAAUCAAUUAGAUUAAUAAUUAAUAAUUAAGAUGAGUCUAAUUUAUGAUUAAAUGUCAAGAGUUUUAGCAAAUUAAGGAUUUUAUAUUGAUGCUAAAUAAUAUUUAAUGAAUUCACUUCAAUUAUUUUAAUAAGUAAAAAAAAAGAUUAAUCCUCUUUAAAUUGCUUAUAAGCAUGCAAAUUUAGGAAAUCUCUUAUUUAAAUUAGGAUAAUAUACAGAUGCAAGAGUUCAUACAGAAAGUGCUCUUGUAAUUUUUGAAGAAGAAUAUGGUAAAGUAUCAGUUCCUGUUUUAUAAGUAAGAACAAAACUAUUAGAAAUUUUAUUAGCACGAAAUAAGAAUUAACUUAUAAAAAAAGCUACUUUAUAAUUGAUUGAAACAUUUAAAAUUGUAUGUGAGACUCAUUAUUCUACAAAAUUAGAUGGUUAAAUAGAUAGAAUGAUAGGAAGUUAUCAUCAUAAAUAUGGAAAUUAUUCAGAAGCAUUAAAUUUAUAUUUAACAGCAUUUAUUAAAUUAUUAGAUGACAAUGAAUAAGGAAUGUUAUUACUUAAUUAAUUAACAUAAGGAGAUAAAAAUUUUAAAAACUUUUUAUUAAUAAAAUCAAGUGAUAGAGCUUCACUUGAUAUUGCUUUGAAUAUAAGUUCUUUAUAUGUAGAUAAUGUAUAAUUUGAAAAUGCUUAUGAUUUAUUAAUCAAAUUACUUGAUUUAAGUAAAGGUAUUGAUUAUGAUCCUCCAGAACUUGGAAAAAUAGCUGUUUUAGGUCAUGAUAAAGAUGAAGACAUUCAUAAUAGUAAUGAAGGAAUAUUAAAAAUUAUAUCAUGCUUUAAUAAAGUUGAUCCAAAAAAAGGAAAUCUUACUGUAUUUGAAAUUAGAAGAACAGAAAUUUUCGAUAUGUUAAAAUCUAAAAGACAUAUCAAUUUACUUUUUAUUGCUGAUAUUUAUAGAUUAUUAGGAUAAAUUUUAAACUUUUGGGAAAGAUAAAGAAUUGAAGCAUAUUUCUUUACAAAUUAUACUUCAAUAUUAGCCAAAUAUUAUGGAAGUUAAUCUAAAUAUUAAAGUUAAAAAUCUAAAGUAAAAAAUGUUAGAGGAUAAUAAAUUGAUGAAUUUCAAAAUUAAAUAUUUAAUUUUCUUAUUGAUUCUUUAAUAAUAUAUCAAGAAGCUAUUGGUGAUUAUCAUAUACAUUUUGUUGAUACAUUAUAUUUAUUAUCUGAGAGAUAAUAUUUACUAGAAUAAUACGAAGAUUUAUCUAAAUAAGCUACUUAAGUAAUUGGUUUACUUAAAUAAUAAAAAUUAUCAUUUCCUAUUAAACAAUGGAGAUUAAUGUUAAUCUAAGUUAAAACUAAUUUACAAAAUUGUAAAGCAUAUAAGCAAUUAUUAUUAUUAAUUCAUCGGUAUAAUCUUGAUCCAGGUUAUAAAGAUUUAGAGAAUACUGAAGAAAAUUUAUUUGAAAAAACAAUUCAAAAGAUUAAAUUGAUGGCAAUAUAAGAUAAAAAGACAAACAAGAAAACUAAAAAGAUAAUUAAUAUAACUAGAGAUGGAUUGGCAGCUAUAGCAUGUUUAAUAAGAUCUGAAGAAGAAGAAUUUAUUUAUUUUAUUGAAAAUCUUGAAAAUCAAUAAGAAGAGCAAAUUGUUACUCGAUUAACAGUCGAAGUUAAUUUUGCUAAAUAAUAAAGAGCUAUAAAUGAUUUAAAUAAUCUAUAAGCUUCAUCUCCCUAAUUAAGAAGUUCUAAUUAAUAACCUAAGACUUAAACACCAAAAAAUUAAAAAGAAGAAAAAUCAUUUUUUGCAUAAAAGCAAAGAUAUCUUGAUACAACUAAAGAAUUAUUACCUUAACAAUAAAGAGUAUUAUUUGAAGGAUUAAGGGGUAUGAGAUAAAUUAAGAGAUUAAUUAGAAGGUAUUUAAGAAGAAAGAUGAAGGCUAAAUAAAAGAGAGAUCAAGAUGAUAAACACAAUAUAUAUUUAGAAGGUAAUGACUCAAUUAUCAGGUUUGAAAUUUCACAACUUCUAUAUGAAAUGAAAUAGAUAAAAAUUAUAAUUAUCACCUUAUUGGGAUAAUCUUACUACAACCAAAAGAACUUAGAUGAUGAUUGA